GCUAUAUAAACAAAGGUUCUUCCCGGCCUAUUUUUCUCGCCCCAAUUAACUAAAUACAAACAAGUUGAGAAGCAAUGACAAGCGUAGUGUUGUGUCUCCUCUUCAUUACGUUAAUCUCCCAAGCAUCAUUAUCAUCAGCAUCAUCAACAUGCAACCAAGAGGACAAAAGAGUCCUUCUCCAAAUCAAGAAAGAAGCAAACAACCCAUCUUUUCUUUCGUCAUGGAGCCCACACACAGAUUGCUGCGACAUGUCAUGGAGUGGCGUGAGUUGCGGUUACAAAACGAACCGAGUGCAGUACAUCACCCUGAUCGGCAACCUCGCCGACCGCCAUGCCUUUCAGAUUCCGCCUUCCUUCGGCAACCUUCCACGCUUGGAACGCCUCUUUCUGUUCGGGUUCCCGAACCUGACUGGCCCGAUCCCUGAAUCCAUCUCAAAGCUCACAAAUCUCAUGUUCCUUACCAUAUCCGACACCGCCAUCUCUGGUCCAAUACCAAGCUCCUUGGGCAAACUCAAGAACCUGGUAGACUUGGACCUCUCCUUCAACAAACUCUCUGGGACACUCCCUCCUUCUCUCUCUCAGUUGCAUCUUCUCACGAGGAUGGAUUUUGACAACAACAAGCUUACAGGUACAAUCCCUGAUUCAUAUGGCUCCCUAAAGAAUGUGUUCACUCUGGCCCUAUCGCAUAACCAGCUCUCAGGGAGAAUCCCAGAUUCCUUAGGAAAGAUGAACAACUUGUACUAUGUUGGUUUGUCACAAAAUAGGCUUGAAGGUGAUGCAUACAUGCUUUUUGGGUCCAACAAAGGGACAGUUAGAAUGUUUCUCUCGAGGAAUAUGUUGGAGUUCGACCUUGGAAGAGUAGAAUUACCUGUGAAUAUGACAACAUUAGACGUGAGUCACAAUCGAAUUUACGGAAAACUCCCUAUUGGAGUGCAGAAUUUGGAGUCGUUGAAUGUGAGCUACAAUAGACUAUGUGGUGAGAUUCCAAAGGGAGGAAAUUUGCAGAGCUUUAAUGUGUCUUCAUACUCCCAUAAUGCGUGCUUGUGUGGGGUUCCACUUCCAAGUUGCAAGUGAACAAUGUUUGUUACAAAGGGAUGUAAGCUCUAGUUAAUUCAUUUCAUAUGCUCUUGAGAGAUUCAUGAUAUCCAUUGUGCUUUUCAAUUUUUUUUUUUUUUUUGUAAUUUCCUUUUUAUUUUCAAAUGGAUGGAGAUAAUUAUGUAAGUUUUAAUAAUGGUCACCAAUUGAUGGUAACUUUGAAUAACUGA
Messenger RNA from Arachis ipaensis, 1264 nucleotides. RefSeq names its product polygalacturonase inhibitor 1. Lineage: Eukaryota; Viridiplantae; Streptophyta; Magnoliopsida; Fabales; Fabaceae. Gene Ontology annotation, molecular function: protein binding. The record is from RefSeq and is a predicted model, not a curated record.